Magallana angulata is the source of this 1185-nucleotide messenger RNA. RefSeq names its product frizzled-10-like. NCBI's taxonomy places the organism in Eukaryota, Metazoa, Mollusca, Bivalvia, Ostreida, Ostreidae. The coding region runs from base 97 to 936 and encodes 279 amino acids. Gene Ontology annotation, biological process: canonical Wnt signaling pathway; non-canonical Wnt signaling pathway. The transcript is spliced from 2 exons. The record is from RefSeq and is a predicted model, not a curated record. Gene Ontology annotation, cellular component: plasma membrane. Gene Ontology annotation, molecular function: Wnt receptor activity; Wnt-protein binding.
GUAAAUACAAUGUACCAGUAACAGCCGCUCUACACUCCAACCUCAGACAGCAGUGGCAGCACACCCCCAGCUACUGUUGAACUGAUUGCACACAACAUGCUGGACAGAUUUGUGAACGGGCUGGUAGCUAUCAGUCUGGUGAUUUCGUGCUGUCAUGGAGACGAUGAGUGUCAGGAGGUCGUGGUGCCCAUGUGCCGGGGGUUGGUCGGCUACACACACACCCGUCUCCCCAAUAGAUUCGGUCACGUGACCCAGUCCCAGGUAUACAGGGCCAUCGAGCGAUACUGGCCGUUCAUGGACAGCGACUGUCACAAGAACUUCCGGUUAACUGUAUGCGGAACAUUUCUCCCAAAAUGCUCUACAGGAAGUAGCGCCACUGUACUCCCAUGCCGCGAGACUUGUUUCAGUGCCAAACGAGGCUGUAGCCAAAAGUUGAAACAGGGAGGAACAAAAUGGCCGAACAGACAGCUUAAAUGUAAUCGCUUCCGACGAAAGAGGCAGGGCUCUUGCCUUAAAGCAGUGCCUAACCACAUGGCGCCGGCGCCUCUGCGCUACGCCUACUGUGAACAAAAUACGUUCAGUGCAUGCGCUAAUCUCUCUCUUCAGAUUCGAACAUUACCAAACAUGUUUCUUCAGAGUGACGAACGAAUUAUUCAACUGGAAAUGAAUCAGUACGAAGCCUUGUUACAAUCGCGUUGUCAUGACAACUUAGCAUUUCUAUUGUGUGGUGUUUUUGCGCCAUUUUGUCCCAAUGACCAGCAGCCCUUCGUUCUGCCUUGUCGUGAGACUUGUGAAGAAGUUGAAAUGGCAUGUGCAGAGGAGUUCCAAAGGUUGUACCGCGGUCUCCCAUGGCCAGCAAAAUUACAGUGCCAUCGAUAUCCCUCAGGAUCUUCCCAACAAGCGUGUGCGACACCGAAUGACGCUGCGAUUGCAUAAUAUGACUAAGAGUAAUCUGAUUUGAUGUCUUCUGUGGAGACUAUAUAUUCUUACAUGUUCUAAUAAUAUUAUUCUAUGAUUACAUGUAUGAUGUUGUUUGGAUGUAAAAUAAUAAAAAUAAUAAUCUAAUUUAUCGCACUAAGAUGAACUACUAAAAUGUUUUAUCUAAGUCGAAAUAACACAAUUUAUGUGCCUCAAAAAUUGCACACCUGACAUAUAAGAAUUAAAUUAAAAACGCUUACACUCUUA